CAUGUCAUCGCCCCAUUCAACUUGUGAGUGUCUUUCUUGUAAUCGAGAGCUAAAUUUAGUUCCCACAACCUCUUCACGCACAUGCUUGAUACAGGCCACCUCUUUAAUGACCACUGUUUAAUGUUUGGUGACCAUUUUCCCUUUACUCCAGAGAGUCCAAAGCUCAGGUGGUGCCCAGUGACUGGCCAUCUGAGUGAACGAAUAAAAGGAGCAGAUGUAGCUUUGUGCAGCUCAUCUUUAGGUUGAGAAUGUGGAUUCAAGACAUCAUAAUGUUGCCAAAAACCUGAAAAUAAGAUGACAAGAUUUUUUCAGCAACUUGUGCCUGUUAAGAUAAACAUUUUUUUCCCAAAGACCGACAACUUAAAAUAACAAUGGAUGUCUUGUAUGGUUAUGAGAUAAGCAGUACUUUAUACCUGCAGAUGAAUUAUAGUCAUGCUCAGGGCUGGUUUGCACUUGUGUCUACCGUAGCAGACCUGCGUACAACUUUUCUAUUCUUUUUCCCUAUCUGGUUUCACCUGCAAACAGCAGUGGGAGUAAAGCUGGUCUGGGUUGCCGUAGUAGGAGACUGGUUCAAUUUGGUCCUCAAGUGGCUCAUGUUUGGGGAGCGUCCUUAUUGGUGGGUUAAAGAAACUGUUUAUUAUGGCAACUUAACUGUACCACAAAUCAAACAGUUCCCAAUGACCUGUGAGACAGGCCCUGGAAGUCCAUCUGGUCAUGCAAUGGGAGCUGCAGGAGUUCAUUAUGCCAUGGUUACCUCACUGCUGCCAUUUUUGCAGGGAGAUGACCCCUUGAAAAGAUGGUGCUUGCAGGGCCUUCUUUGGACUCUGUUCUGGUGUGUGCAGGUGUGUGUCAGUCUCUCUCGAGUCUUUAUUGCUGCUCACUUUCCACAUCAGGUCAUUGCUGGUGUUGUUACAGGAAUUGCUGUGGCCAAAGCUUUUAACAGAGUUUCUUGGAUCUACUCAGCAAGUUUGAAGGAUUAUAUGCAAACCAUCCUCUGUCUGUUAUUUGUUGCCCUGGGGCUUUAUGUCCUGUUGGACGCUGUCUCAAUAAACCCAUACUGGAGCCUAAUAAAGGCACAGAAGUGGUGCAUUCAGUCUGAAUGGGUCCAUCUCGAUACUACACCGUUUGCUGGCCUCCUGCGCAACGCUGGGGCUUUGUUUGGCCUGGGGCUGAGUCUUAAUUUGCCUAGUCAGGGUGAUAUGGAAAAACAUAAGAGUGGUGAUAACAGCGUCAUCUACAGGUUGACUUGUACUGCAGCAACAUUGCCAAUCUUGAGUCUCAUAGACUCAUUUAGAUUACCUACAAGCACUCGUGCUGUAUUUUACUUGCUGUCCUUCUGUAAAAGUGCUACAAUACCUCUGACAACAAUUACUGUUGUACCUUACUGCAUAAGUGCAUUAGCGAAUGUAUACCAGAGAAUAAAACUGCAUUAAAUCUUU
Misgurnus anguillicaudatus (oriental weatherfish) is the source of this 1439-nucleotide messenger RNA. RefSeq names its product glucose-6-phosphatase catalytic subunit 1b (gene g6pc1b). Gene Ontology annotation, molecular function: glucose-6-phosphatase activity. Gene Ontology annotation, biological process: gluconeogenesis; glucose 6-phosphate metabolic process. NCBI's taxonomy places the organism in Eukaryota, Metazoa, Chordata, Actinopteri, Cypriniformes, Cobitidae. The record is from RefSeq and is a predicted model, not a curated record. Gene Ontology annotation, cellular component: membrane.